Messenger RNA from Drosophila miranda, 4598 nucleotides. Its product is annotated as activating transcription factor 7-interacting protein 1. The transcript is spliced from 5 exons. Gene Ontology annotation, cellular component: nucleus; transcription regulator complex. Lineage: Eukaryota; Metazoa; Arthropoda; Insecta; Diptera; Drosophilidae. The coding region runs from base 283 to 4182 and encodes 1299 amino acids. Gene Ontology annotation, biological process: regulation of DNA-templated transcription. The record is from RefSeq and is a predicted model, not a curated record. Gene Ontology annotation, molecular function: transcription coregulator activity; protein binding.
CACCAUACUGCUGUACGUGCUCUCUUCCUCUCUCGCCGCUUUCAGCCGAAACUACAUGUUCUCUCUUUGCGCUCGCCGUCAGCUGGUUUGAUGUUCGGUACGGCACUGUGUUUCAGUGCUGCCGUGAACUCGGCGAGAACUCCAAGUCAUUUCGAUUUCUUCAAGUGUAGUUAAACUCAAAUAAUAAAAUACCAAGCAAAACAAUUCAAGCCGUCCAAGUUUUCUUAUAAUAAUUCAAUGCUUUGCAACUACAAAAAAUAAAAAAAUAAACACCGUAAUAAAAUGAUGGAAGUAAGCCAGAACAUGGAAUUAGAAGAACUAUCAAUAGAAGGCGCAAUCAUGGGAGGAAUCGCCGAGGAACUCAUUGAUAAUAACAGCCCCAGUGAAAUCGGCAAUCGAUCGGGACGAUCGUCCAGGGAUGACGAAGAAUUCAAUGAAUUGACUAAUGGCGACGAAACAAUAGCAAUCGCCUGUCUUAAGACAACAGAUGGCCUGAAAGAAAAACGAAACGCUGGAAAUGACUUGGACGAGUUGCUGGAUAAAAUCAGUUCAAUUGUGGAUUGUCCCAAGGAUUCUUCAGUUUCUAACCCAGUGGCUGCGCCAGAACCCGAGGCGGCAUUCGUCAAAGAGUCAGCAGACGAUUGCGAUAAGGAAAAGAAAAGCAACCCUGCGGUCGAAAAGGAAAACACAGCUGACACAAAAGAAGAAGGCAAAAAAGCCGGAGCGGGUGAAAGCAGCGUGACGCGCGAAUCGGAGAAAACUGAAGCUGAAGACAGUGCGAAAGAGAUUGAAUAUACUGUGACAGCAAAGGAGGAUAUUGAAGCUGAAAGCUAUGUGGAAAAAGUGGUAGACAACAAAGAAGAUUCCGAGACAGGGGAGGAAAUUAAAGAAGAAGCAUCACAUGUGAAAAAACCUAGGGAGAAAACCAAUGGAGAUAGUUCUGCAGCCGAGAUCAAGAAAAAGCUAAGCCAGUCCACGGAUGAUAUUUUUCUGGAUGGUCUGGAUAACAUAUCGAGUUCAGAUGAUUUUGAUGCCACCAGUUCCCAGGACUUGAAGAAGUCGCAGACAUCCGACGAGAAAACCGCUGAGGCUUCCGAGUAUAAAGUCAUUUAUCGUGAAAGUCCCACUUAUGCUCUAGAUGACAUUUCCUCAGAUGAGGAAAUUCUCAAAGAAAAGACCCCUGGUAAGGAUCCCUUAACUGUACCAGUCAUCGAUCUAGAUUCUUCGGAGGAGUGUAUUGUAUGCGAGGACGACCUAACAGAUAACAAAGAAACUGUUCCCGAUCUAGCUGAACAUCAGAAAAAGGUUGAAGAUGAGAUUACUGAAGAUAAGGCCAAGGAGACCCUAGAAAAUACCAACUCAUUUGAGCCAAUGGACACUGACGAAGCAGAUAAAAAGAUAGCUGCUUCAGAAGAUACCCAGAAGCCAGAGGAUAAAGCUCAGACGGAGGAAACAAUGGAUAACACGAGUACCACUGAUGUGAUCGCAGUGGAAGUAACAGGAGAAACCCUCAAAGAUGCUGGCAAAAAGACGGAAAAGGUGGCAAAGAAUGCAAAGGAACACACAAGUAGUGAAAAUAAAAAGGAGCCAACGACUAAUGGUGUUACAGAUAGCGAACUAGAGAUCCCACCCAAGACAUUGUCAUAUGGGAAGGGCAUGGAAUUAGAAUUGUACACGGGAAAGAAAUCCCCUAAAGAAGCUUUCAAAGAUGCAGACUCGGAUGACGAAGUCAUCUUCUUUGAACCUAUUGAAAAGCCCAAGGAUCCAGAAGAUCCUGCGGAGGGAAAGGAAAUUAAAUCAAAAGUGACUAACAAUAUGGAAAACGACAUCGUUUUGGUAUCCGAGGACGAAGAAGAGGAGCUACCUCCAAAGAAACCCCAAGAUAAGGGAGCCCAGGGUUGCGAAAAGGAGUCCACCUGCCCCACUCCAGAUGACAUACCAAUAGAGUCCACUGAAAGCAAAGAACUUCAAGCGGACAAUUCCGACAAUGCAUGCGAUCAGUUCGAGAAGCAGAAGCUGAAACCACACAAUAACAUAAAGACCACUGCCACGGAAGACGGGGACAGCAACUCGAGCAGCAAUCUGUUGUGUCCCGCUGAAGCUGUCGAACCAGUUGAGCCGAACAAUGUGGAGGCUAGCACCGCGGAGAAAUCCAAUUCUGAUGUGGAGUCAGAGACGAAAGCUGAUGCAGAUGUGGAUGCGGAGCCAAAGCAGUCUCGACUGUCCACCGAUGGCAGCGAGACCGAACCCAUUUCCACUGUGACCAAGCGUAGCCACGAUUCCUUAUACGCCAGCCCCGCGGAAAAGGAAGGCAUUCCCAGUAAGAAGCGCAGGACUGAUGAUUUCGAUUCAAGUAGCUCUAAUGAUGGCACGCUUCAAAUUGAUUUGGAUGUACAGGACAAAAAGGUGGACUGCGAGUUGGUUAAGAAAGAAGACCCAGUAAAUAUAAAGGAACAAAAGAAGCUUAAAUUGCAGCUAAAACCAGAGCCAGAGCACAAAAUAGACGUUAAACCUCUGCGCCUUGAGUUCCUUAAGAGCUUUCGCAAGAGCUUUGACAACUUGACCCGCCAUGAUCUGGAAGAAUUCGUCCUCCAGAAGGUCGUUGAGGGUAUGAUGGUGAAAAGCGAGUUCGCGGAAAUCCGCUGCCAGCUGGACAAGAAUGAGAAGACGCUUGCCAUCUAUCGUCGCAGGCUAGCCGAAGUAUCCAAACAGUACCUCGACCUGGACACGGUGCACAAGCGGGUGCUGAAGGAUUUGGAGACCAAGAAUGCACAUUUCACGGCACCGGUAAGAAUUACACGAGCUGUUGGACUGCAAGUAGGCAUUCCUUUUAAGGUCAUGAAGCCGAGUGCAUCACACAGUGCUGUAGAUCAGGCACUUGCUGCUCCUAUGCGUCCGCCGUUGCAGUCGAUGCGGGCAGCUAGUUCGGUCGCGAGUUCCAAUGCGCAGCAGCAACAGCAACAACAACAACAAAAUCAUCAAAAGCAGAACCAGCAGCAGCAACUGCCACCGCAACGCUCCUCCGUUUCCUACAAUCAGACUCCUGCCUCGACUGCCUCUACUCCUGUACGCAGGGGAUGCAUGCAGAAGAUUACCCCACAGCGACCAGUGCCAGGAAACGUAUUGCCAGCAGCCCAGGUGAACAACCAGGCCACAAUAAGUGGCUUACAGACCUCUGCCCCUGGACCUCAAAGGCCUAUGCAUGCCUCAAAGCACACAGGAAGCACUGCAUCGGCGGCUGCUAUGCGGAACAGAGGUCCAUAUACAACCCAAAAGCAACAAUAUCAAGCAACCCGCCCUGUUCCUGGUCCCAGUCCGGGCAAGCAGGGGCCAAAAUGUGCAACAAAAGUGCGCUCAAUAGGCCCUAAGGGAGCUAAUAUGGUUUCGGUACCCAUUUCCCCAACCAGCAGUGGAGGACCAGGCGGCAGUGCCGUCAAUUAUGGCCAACCCAACCUGGCUCCGGCCAAGCCGAAGGAGAAGGCCGUAAUUGAUCUCACAGAUGAAGACGAUGCUGCGGCAGCUAUGGCGGCUUCAGCUAAUGCUGCAGAGGUCCACGCACAUUCACGGCAAUCAUCCAACAUGGCCGUGAAGAGGAAUUCUUUGGGGGCAACAGUGUCUGAGACAAGAGCCUCGGGAUCAGGUCGUACACCUGCUAGUGGAAAUGCUGUGAGAUUGUCGCCCCUGCAAAUGCCGAGAGCCAAUGCCAGACAAAUAGUCACCAAUAAUAGUGGAGGUCAGCGCCAUUCCCUUGGAUCGAACGUGACGAUGCAGAUACGGUCGGAGAAUACGCCGCCUUCCGCCACUCGAUUAAGGUACUCGCAUCCAGCGCCGCUGCCUUCAUCGCCUGCACAGCCCUUCAAUCCCGCCUGGAAACUUCCGCCGUCGCGGCCUCUCAUACGCAUCAGCCUAAUGGAUACAGGCAUUGUCAUCUCCUGGAAUCUGGAGGAUGCGAGUAGUAAAUAUGCUGAAUGCGUAACGUAUCAGAUUUUUGCGUACCAGGAGACACUACAAGAGCCCAGCACCGACUCCUGGAGGCACGUGGGCGAUGUCAAAGCCAUGCUGUUGCCCAUGGCCGUCACGCUCAACCAGUUUCAAGAGAACCAACGCUACUAUUUCGCUGUGCGUGGCGUGGACGCUCAUCAGCGCUUCGGAUCGUUCAGCGUACCCAAAACCUGGUCGUAAUCGGGAUCAUAUUUUUUUAUUUACAUAUAGUCCAUAAGUAUAAUGUAAUUUAAUUUAUUUAUGGUGGCAUUUCAGCUUCGUUUAAAAGUGUAACUCCCACAUUUAUAUCUGCAUCGGGCCUAUCCCAUGAUGAUGAAAUUAGCCUGAAUAAUUAGCUCAUAUUUAAGCGCCCAUUUCUCAAUGUUAAGAUACAAUUUAACAGUCGUGUAAAACGACUCAAAUCCCAUCCCGAGGAAAUUCCGUUUUUCGGAUAACGUGUAUCUUGCCAUAAGGCCGGCCUAAGGUUUUUUUUUUUUUAACUAUAUUCAUGAUUUUAUUUAAUUUAGUUGUUCCCGAUAACUAAGUUCUAAACUUAGAUGAAAUAUUACAAACAUUGAAUAAAUACUGAAAGAGCAAAACUUCGAUCGAGCAAAGAA